Molecule: messenger RNA, 1253 nt
Organism: Patella vulgata (common limpet)
Lineage: Eukaryota; Metazoa; Mollusca; Gastropoda; Patellidae
Product: zinc finger protein 239
Exons: 2
Coding region: 209-1204 (331 amino acids)
Biological process (GO): regulation of transcription by RNA polymerase II
Molecular function (GO): RNA polymerase II cis-regulatory region sequence-specific DNA binding; DNA-binding transcription factor activity
Source: RefSeq, a predicted model, not a curated record
CCAUAUUGAUUGCAGACUACUUAAAAAAUGUAAUUAUUUCGAGUGUGAGUUGAUCGGGUUGGAUAGAUCCACGUUUCAAUUGCAUAUACAACCGGAUGAAGAUAAGUUUUAGUGACUUGCGCAGUAGAGUAAACCAACAAUUCUGCAUUGUUACGAAUCAAAACAAAGGCAGAUCAGUUACACCUUGAUAAAAGUCGAAGCGAAAAUAAUGGAAACUAAUGAUGUUAAAACUUUUCAUCGGUGUGUUGAAUGUGGUGAAAUUUUCCAUAAAUACGAUGAUUUAGAGAAACACAAUAAAACACAUGUUAAGACAGAGGAAACUGAUGACGUAGAUGGAUAUUGUCAUGUUAAAGAAGAGAAAAUUGAAGAUAUUGAAACUGUUUAUCAGUGUAAUUUGUGUGAUGAAGAAUUUAGAUUAGAAUCUGAUUUAGAGAAACACUGUGAAAUACAUGUUAAAGAAGAAGAGUCUUCUUUACAACAUGGUAGAAAGUUAGAGACCGGGCUUAGUCAGUGUAAUGAAACACACAUACAAAGUCGAGAGGUUUCUAAGAAAUAUGAGAAAUCAUGGACGGAAAAGGACACAAGAAAUGUAACAAGAGACAAAGCGUACACGUGUGGUGUUUGUAGUAAAUCAUUCGCUAAAGGUGGCAAUCUACAGCGACAUAUGGAAAUUCAUCUGGGAGUAGCAGAGAAGCCGUUUGGAUGUGACGUUACUAGCUAUUCCUGUUUCCAGAGUCGUAGUUUAACAACAGAUACGAAGGUUCACACGGGAGAAAAAUCCUACGAUUGUGAUGUUUGUGGUAAAUCAUUUUCUGGAAGUGAUAGUCUGAUGCAACACACCAAAACGGGUACUGGUGAAAAACCCUAUAAAUGCUGUGUUUGUACGAAAUCAUUUAAGUAUAACAGCGACCUGGACAGACACACCAAAACUCACACAGGUGAAAAACCUUAUAGAUGUGGUUUAUGUAGCAAGUCAUUCAUUCAACAUAGUACUCUACUGGAACAUAUACGAACUCACACAGGUGAAAGACCAUUUGAGUGUUAUGUUUGUAGUAAAUCAUUUACUAAUAGUAGUCACCUACAGAGACAUAUCAGAAUUCACACUGGCGAAAAACCUUAUAAGUGUGAUGUUUGUGAUAAAUGUUUUGUUAAUAGUUGUAAUUUACAGAGACACAUGAGAACUCAUCGAGAUAAAACUGUUUGAAUUUGUAAUGAUUCUGUUUAUUUCAUAUACAAUCCGGUCUUUUAACCGA